CUUCAUGAAACAUUCGGAAUCGACCUAGACAGACAUGGCCAGUAUGUCUAGUGGCAACCCAGUUGAUGAAAUCACUCCGAGAGAAAACGCAGCCUGUCCAGCUCAACCAUCGCCUAAAGAGAAGGCACAAAAAUCCUCGAUCGCAAAAGAAUGUGCCUCCGAUCAGAGCUCGCUACCCUAUUCUUCCUUCACUAGGAAGCAAAAAUGGUUGAUAAUCUCUCUGAGCACUUUUGCUGCCGCAUUUUCUCCUCUGUCAUCCUUCAUCUUCUUUCCAGCCAUCACAGCCUUAUCCGACUCUCUACGAGUCUCGGUUGGAAGGAUCAAUCUUACCAUAACGUCCUACAUGGUCGUAGCCGGCAUUGCUCCUGCCCUUCUCGGCGACUUGGCUGAUACUACGGGAAGACGAGUGGUCUAUCUCUUGAUGAUGAGCAUUUAUUGCGUCGCCAACGUCGGGUUGGCGCUGCAGAGUAAUUGGGCUGCACUUUUCGUUCUGAGGAUGGUACAGAGUUUUGGUAGUGCAGCUACCAUUGCUGUUGGAUACGGCGUUGUAUCGGAUAUUGCCACACCUGCUGAACGCGGCGAAUUUGUUUCUGGAAUGGUCUUAGGACCAAACAUCGCGACAGCCAUAGGUCCUAUCGCUGGUGGCGCUCUAGCUGAAUCGCCAGGAUGGCGCUGGAUUUUUUGGCUCCUUAGUCUUCUUUCUGGAACCUGCCUUCUCAGCCUUGCUUGCUUCCUCCCAGAAACAGCCCGUUCGGUAGUUGGCAAUGGCUCUGCACCUGUCUCAGGUCUUCGCCGAGCUUUAUUCUCCUACCUUCGCCUUUCGAGGCUGCCAGCCCCCCCAGAGAAGUCGAGUAAUGCAGAGAAUGGGCAAUCACCGCCAGGCUCAGUCUCUGCUCGGAAGAAUCUCCAUGUCCCCAAUCCCAUAGCGAGUCUGAAACUUCUCUGGGCCAAAGACUGCAUCCUAAUCGUUCUCAUAUUUGGUAUCUUCUAUAUGAAUCUCAGCUGUGUACAGGCUUCAACGUCAACCCUCUUUAUCAGUCUCUACGGAAUCUCGGACCUCAAAUCAGGCUUAGUCUACUUGCCGUCUGGCAUUGGGUCUAUUAUUGGGGCAUAUGGUACGGGAUUCGUACUCAAGUAUGACUAUCGUGUCACGGCGCGUAAGCAUGGCAUAACGAUAAAUAUCGAAGGUGGUGACGAUAUAAAUAUGUUUCCUAUUGAAAAGGCACGUUUUAGAAGCAUCUGGUAUUCCAUUAGCACAGCAGGAAUAUGCACAAUAGGUUAUGGAUGGGCACUAAAUUCCAGACUACACAUCGCAAUCCCCCUGGUCCUUCAAUUUAUCAUAGGCUUUUCGACGGCUAUGGUUUUCAAUAUGAGCGGAACGCUUCUAGUAGAUGUGCAUCCGAAGACUCCCUCAGCCGCCUCGGCUGCAAACAGCAUCGUCCGUUGCCUACUCGCAGGUGGGGGCCUCGCCCUUGUUCAAAUAUUCAUAGAGAACAUUGGUGUACAGUGGACGUUUACGCUGUUUGGCGGCCUUUGUAUGGGAUGUUUAGGGUUGGCGCAGCUAGAGUGGAGCUAUGGGAAGCUUUGGAGAGACAAGAUGAGGGAAAGGGGUGCCGGGCGUUGAAAGAUAGCCCACGAUCGGGAGUUGGGCUGUAGUAGAGGCUUUCGCUUGGGGAGCGUUACUACUAGCGGCGGGUGAGUAAAGUCCGGAAGUCAUUUGGGUUUAUGACCGCCGCUGUGCAUUGUCUCAGUGAGACCACAAAUGGUUCGGGAAAUAUGUGUAGGAUGGCGCAUUUCCCCUGAAUUCAUUCCUUCGACGAUAGGAGAAAG
Molecule: messenger RNA, 1830 nt
Organism: Trematosphaeria pertusa
Lineage: Eukaryota; Fungi; Ascomycota; Dothideomycetes; Pleosporales; Trematosphaeriaceae
Product: MFS general substrate transporter
Exons: 6
Coding region: 35-1624 (529 amino acids)
Biological process (GO): transmembrane transport
Molecular function (GO): transmembrane transporter activity
Source: RefSeq, a predicted model, not a curated record